AUGAUGUGCCUGUACUAUGACGGCGUCCACCGUCUUUCGUCCUAUCAGGAAGUGGGCCGACAUGCGUUUGGAAAAGUGGGGUUGUGGACUGUCUGGUUCUUCUAUACAAUACUCGUCAUCGGCGCUCCUGUCAUGUUCUUGAUCCUGGCAGGCACGGGACUUAAGUCUGUGAUUGCCCUGGACAUCAGCGCCAAGGCUUGGAUUUGGAUUUGCGCCGCCAUUGUUGCGGUCCCGUUUGUCCUCUUCAAGACAAUGAAGGAGGCCGCAAUUACCUCCGUCCUGGGUGCCCUUGCGACUGCAGUCUUGGCUGUAGUUGCUGUCCGUGGCUCAAUCCUGGACUUGGACAACCCAGUCUAUGCUGAUGUCAACCAUAACCUUGUCAUCUUCUCACACCUCCCCACCGCCGUCGCUUCCAUCUCGAUGUGUUUCGGUGGCAAUGCCAUCUACCCCCAUGUCGAGGAGUCCAUGCGAUACCCCAAAUCCUGGAAUCGCGUCGUGACCGCCGCCCAUUGUACAUGCACGAUUCUUUACCUUGCUGUAGCCAUCCCUGGUUACAUGGCUUAUGGCGACCUUGCCGAGUCCCCGAUCCUCAACAACCUACCCAAGGAUAUCUAUACUACGCUCGGAACCAUCGUCAUCAUUAUCCACGUCCUCUUUACCGCGCCUCUUUUGUUGACGUCGUUUGCCUUGGAGAUCGAACGUCUGGCCGAUAUUACAGUCAGUUCGCGUGGUCUGGUCAUGGAGCGCGUUUACCGGACAGUUUUCCGGGUCGUCGUUGCUGGCGUCUGUGCGUGUAUUGCUUGCACUGUCCCUUACUUUGGACAUUUCAUGUCGCUAUUGGGCGCGCUUUCGAUCUGUACGCUGAUCUUUGUUCUGCCGGUUGUUUUCUACGCCAGGCUUGUUGGAUGGAAACAGAUGAGGUGGUUUGAGUUGGUCUGGUGUGCUAUGAUUGUUGUCAUUGGCGUUGUCAGCGCGGUCAUUGGAUCGAUCGAUGCCAUCCAUGCCCUCAAGGAUGAUUUUGAGAACGAUCCCACCGCCAUUUGA
Molecule: messenger RNA, 1044 nt
Organism: Linnemannia hyalina
Lineage: Eukaryota; Fungi; Mortierellomycota; Mortierellomycetes; Mortierellales; Mortierellaceae
Source: the annotation of a GenBank genome assembly